Messenger RNA from Hypanus sabinus (Atlantic stingray), 4314 nucleotides. It is a transcript of the gene gpr137c, whose product is annotated as G protein-coupled receptor 137c. Gene Ontology annotation, biological process: positive regulation of TORC1 signaling. Gene Ontology annotation, cellular component: lysosomal membrane. The transcript has 7 exons. Bases 71 to 1339 code for a protein of 422 amino acids. The record is from RefSeq and is a predicted model, not a curated record. NCBI's taxonomy places the organism in Eukaryota, Metazoa, Chordata, Chondrichthyes, Myliobatiformes, Dasyatidae.
UGUUGUCGGAGCUGAGGCGGCGGAUGGAUGGAGAGCGUUUGUCUGCAGCAAUUGCUGGAUACUCGUGACCAUGUCCCCGCAGAGCUCAGCUGCAAACGCGGCGCAGUUCUCAUCAUUGACGGCAGCUCCGGACAGGCCGAUUGAGGCUGCCGUGCCCCCCUCAGUGGAGCUCGGCUUGACCGUCGUUUACACCGCUCUGUACUCUCUGCUUUUCCUGUUCGUUUACCUGCAGCUCUGGUUGGUCUUGCACUAUAAGCACAAGCGCUUCAGUUACCAGACCGUAUUUUUGUUUCUCUGUCUACUCUGGGCAGGGCUGAGGACUACCCUCUUUUCGUUUUACUUUAAAAAUUGUGUCCAGGCCAAUCAGUUGGAGCCUUUGCCUUACUGGCUGCUGUAUUGUUUCCCUGUGUGUUUGCAGUUCUUCACGUUGUGUCUGCUAAAUCUUUAUUUUGCGCAGGUUAUUUUCAAGGCCAAAGCCAAAUAUUGUCCAGAACUUAACAAAUACAAGAUUCCAUUGCGGCUCACAUUCUUGUUUGUUAGUAUUCUAUUUCUGGUGGUGAAUUUCACAUGUGCAGUAAUUGUCCAAGGAAACGUGCCAGAAAGCCAAUUGAAAUGGACUGUGUUCGCUCGCGUGCUCAUCAAUGAUAGCCUUUUUGUACUUUGUGCCAUAUCGUUAGCAGUGUGCAUCUUCAAAAUUGCAAAAAUGUCAUCUGCAAAUGUUUAUCUCGAGUCAAAGGGAACAUCUGUUUGUCAGGCCAUGAUUGUGGGUGCUGCAGUGAUCCUGCUUUAUAUCUCCAGGGCUUCCUAUAACCUGGUGGUUGUUUUCAUGGCCCCAGAGGAUAGGCCUAGUUCAUUCAACUAUGGCUGGUACAAUGUAUCUGAUCAGGCUGACGUGGAGAGAGUGAGUGACCAAGCUUACCUGGCUUUUGGAAUCAUUCUUUUCCUGUGGGAGCUCUUGCCGACGAGUUUGGUGGUAUUCUUUUUCAGAGUGCAGAGGCCAAAUCAAAAUCUGGGAUCAGGAGGAAUGAUAAACAGUCACAGUUUCAGUUCCAGGGCAUAUUUUUUUGAUAAUCCAAGGCGGUAUGAUAGUGAUGAUGAUUUAAGUCGAAGUAGUGGCUCAAGAGGAGAACGAGGAAGCAUCCUAUCCACAACACCACAAGGCACUGGUUGGUAUGGAACAGUCCAUAGGAAUAGCAAUUACACUGUAGUCUCUCACUUGCUGACUGGACCUCCAACAGCUACAGCACCACUGCUCUUCGCUUAUGGUAAUAUCCAAAAUAAUCACCACCAUAACUAUUAUUCAACGCCACAAAACUAUUACUUGACACCCCAGAACUAGUAUGAACCUGCAGUUAGUUUUGUGGAAAUGCUUGCACAUCAGUUUGCAUGGACUGACCUCUUGUGUCAAUAUGAAAGAAAUGCUGUCUGAAUUUAAUUUCUGCCAUUGAAUGGAAGAUCUUUGGAAUUUCAGAGCUGCAUCAAUGACUAUAAGCAUACAACAGAUCUACACCAUUACAGCUUGCUUUGACUAUAGUAGGUUGGGCUGUGUGCACUUUUUAGCCUGCACUUGCAACCUGAACCAAGGUUUGGAAAGUUCUGGCUUUAUUAAUAUCUAUAUAUUUUGAGGGCUUUUUGGAUUAAUCUGGGCCAAGCGGAUGCAAUUAUUCCUAAUAUGAUCAUUAUGAACUUGAUUUUAAUGUAUCUAUUAAGUGAGUUAACUUUCAAUCAGCUAUUUUAAACUAACCAAGUCAGGCAGUUUAAAAUGUAUUAAUGCUGUGACGCAUGUAUUUAAGGUAUUCUUAAGACUAGGCAAUGUUAUUUGGAUUUGUACACCUUUGCCAUGGUAAAAUACAGUAUUAAUGAUUAAUGAUACAGUAUUAAUGAGUUGGUUAUAUAUAUCCAACUUCUAUAUUUAAUGAGUUUUGUUUAAGUGACAAACUAUGUAAUAUGAUAUAAUAUUUCAGUAUUUACCAUUUUGAAAUCCUACACAAUGGGCUAGAGUUGUCUGAUAAAUAAACCUGACAAAUUGUCAAUGUGAUAAUAUUUCUACCUAUAGCCUAAAUUUGUUAGCAUUACCUUAAACUAUUUUGAUAUAGUCAAGUUGCAUGUUUAUUUUAGUGAAGUAAAAUCUUAUUACCCACAGAUUUGGUUAUCUGGGGUUUCUUUGUUCUUGAGGGCUAGUUUCUUCACACAGAAGAAAUGCUUCUAGGCUCUAAGGUAAUUCCAAACAUGUAAUAACGUGCGCAUCAGCAUGUUUUGUACACAUUUGAACUUCGAGAGAUGGCCAGAUAUUUAAGUACACUACACGAUUAUUGUAGGGCACAGAUUAAAAUAGGCUUUUCAAAGUUUGCACACUUCUUGACUUUGUUAAAAUAGUGCAGCUUAAAUGUUAGUAAAUGUAAAUUAUUGGUUAUUAAACUUUUUGAAUGUGCUGUAUUUUUGUAUGUAGUCACUGUUGGAAGCUGCACAAUAUGUAUGUAUGUCUCAGGUCUUCAACAAAAAACUUCAGCAACAAGAUAAAUCUAUUAAAUGGUCUUUUAAAUCUGCACUUGAGUACUGAAUUUGCACAAUGUUCAUCUUCAAUCCUGCUAUGUUCUUAAAAGCUUUCCAGCAUGAGUUUCAAUUAUUUCUAAUGUAUUAUACCUGGGCCAAAAUUAUGUGGUUGUCUGUUUCAGGAUUUAACCUAAACGUUAUAGGUAAAGGUCACUUAAUAUGGCCAAAACUAUUUUUCCCUUUUGCAUAUUUGGUGCAUUAGGGAUUACCUUUAGCGGUUUGUUUUCAUACAUAAUGUACUUGAUAGGUGUCAUUUUAAAUUGGUGAUCCCUCAAUGUAUAUAUAGUAUUGUUCUUUUUGGAGUAAGGCAGAAUAGAGUGAGCAGCAGGAUGGCAACACAAAAUCAGCAAUAGCUUCGUAAUCCAUUUUUUGCAUCUGUUAAUGUUAUGCUGUAUUCUAAGCAACCAUUUGGUACAUAAAUUUGAUUUUAAAAUGUGCCCUACAGUACCAUGUAAAUUGUAAUAUUUAGUCUUUUGGAAAAUGGGUAUACAUGUUUGUCAAUAUACAUGAAUAUAUGUUUCUCUAUGGAAAACUAAUUUCUGAAUUGCAUUUAUCAUCCUAAUUUUUUAGUAUGAUUAAAGCAUCAGGGAGCAUCAUAGACAGAUGGUCUUCUGAAGAAAGUAUUCAAAGCGUUGAUGUGUUUUGUUUCUCCAAGUAAUCCCGUGUUCUAGGUUGAAUUGGGUGUGUUCAAGGGAGAUGAGGACCAGAGAACUAUAUAGAUCAGGAUUAUCACAUUGUUAAUGCUUAAGCUUUCUGUGAUAUUGAACAAUCUAGGUAGAGUAUGUUCUCAUGGAAAAAUAACUAGGUCUUGCAGGAUGCUCUAAGAUUUGUAUCAUCCCAUUAGGAAAAAAUAACUUAGUGAUUUAAUUUUAAUACCUGUGGACGUUCAGCCAUUUGUAUCUUGCAGACUUGCAUCUCUACCUUAUCAUCAACAAAGCCUCUAGAAUUUAAAUCUACUUCAUAUGUAAAUAUUAUCAAGAGUAAACUGAUGUAGCAGUAUGGUAUCUUAGGAAUGUUGAUCCUAUAUGUGCACAGUAUCAAAACUAAAAUUGGAAUCAUUCAGCAUAAAUGAAAUUAAUUUAAAACUUUGCUAAUUGCUAAUUUUAGACAUUAAAAUUGUUUAUUACUCCUCAAAAUUCAUGUAGUCUUUCACUGCAGCAUGCUUAAUGAACCAAGAGCUUAUUCUAUUUUCCAUCCAGUCCAUGAGUGAAUUAUCUAACUGGCAAUCCAUCAGAGGAUCAAAUACUUAAUCUCAUUGCUGCAUGAACGCUUCCUCCAUGAACCAGGAUAUGAACAACCAAACAAAUGCCACCCUCUUUGGCUUGAUCUGUGAUUUGGAAGUGAUCAGCUUAGCUCUAGCUUUGUUGUCUAAAUGAUCAUGUCGCAAGGUCAAGCUCUCCAAUUGGAACCCGAUUGACUGUGAUUUUAUCUUCAUUUCUGACAUUGGAACAAACAACAUAAUAACCAUGUCAACACAGAAUGAUGCACUUUCUUUAUUGAAAAUAUUUGUAAAUUAUUUUUCAGUAACACUUCAAAAUUGAAUGAUUUGUUAAGCUUGUAAUGCUUAAAUCUAAAAUUUUGUCUGUGUAGCACUAUUGAAAGGUAUUGUACUGUUAAUAGUUUAACUGUAUAUUUACCACUGUUCUGUUAACUGUAAAGCUAUUCUUGAGGCUUUAUUUUAUUGUGACCAAUGAAUGUAAUGAACUUACUAUUUAAAAACUGUAACAAGCACUACCAUAUUUAAAUAAAUGUUUUAUGGCA